AUGUGCCUCUUCAGCUCGCACGAUCUUCUUCUUCAUAGAGCCAAAACGUGCCGCUCGCAAAUUGUGUUAUCUCCGCUGUCGACUUCAAUCUCCGUUCAGACGCGAUGCUCCGAUUUGCUUCGCUAUCAACAUCUCCGCCUAAUUCACCACCGUGUCUCACUUAUCCUCUUCAAAUGGAGGAGCACACCUCCUUCUCUGAUCAAAAGUCAUCACGAAUCUCCAUUGAGACAGCACAUCAUAUCAACACCACCGUGUCUGCCAUCAUCUCCCUCCUCUCAACUCAUACUUCGCCAGAAAUCGCUCCGUCGCGCCGGAGGCGGAGAAGCUUCGACAAUUACCAAAAAAACCUACAUCUCCCUCUUUGUCAUCUUCCCUGAGUUCGAUUCUAAACCCACACAUCUUAUCCUACAAAGCGUUGUGAAGAAGUAUAAGAAACGGCGAAGGAACAAUGGUUGGAGGGCUUACCAACUGGAGAAGUGUGUGAUGCUAGUUAACAAUGUCAAAGAAGCGGAAAACCAGAGAAUCCUCAGUGAGAUAUCAGAUCUUUCUACUCUAUAUGUUCUUGCAGAUGAAGAGUGA
Messenger RNA from Vicia faba (fava bean), 579 nucleotides. NCBI's taxonomy places the organism in Eukaryota, Viridiplantae, Streptophyta, Magnoliopsida, Fabales, Fabaceae. The record is from the annotation of a GenBank genome assembly.